Messenger RNA from Mobula hypostoma (lesser devil ray), 3952 nucleotides. Its product is annotated as homeobox protein CDX-1-like. The transcript has 4 exons. Gene Ontology annotation, cellular component: nucleus. Gene Ontology annotation, biological process: anterior/posterior axis specification; embryo development; cell differentiation. NCBI's taxonomy places the organism in Eukaryota, Metazoa, Chordata, Chondrichthyes, Myliobatiformes, Myliobatidae. The record is from RefSeq and is a predicted model, not a curated record. Bases 1032 to 1880 code for a protein of 282 amino acids. Gene Ontology annotation, molecular function: DNA-binding transcription factor activity, RNA polymerase II-specific; RNA polymerase II transcription regulatory region sequence-specific DNA binding.
GCCUAGAUAGAGUGGAUGUGAGGAUGGUUCCGAUAAUGGGAGAGUCUAAGACCAUAUGGCACAGCCUCAGAAUAAAGGGACAUCCAUCUAGAGCAGGGAUGAGGAAAAAUUUCUUUAGCUAGAGGGUGGUGAAUCUGUGAAUUUUAUUGCUGCAGACGGCUGUGGAGUCAGUCAUUGGGUGUAUUUAAAGUGGAGGUUGAUAAUAUAUCGAUUUAGCAGAGCAUCAAAGGUUAUGGAAAAGGCAGGAGUCUGGGGUUGAGAUAAUAAAUCAGUCAUAAAGGAAUAGUGGAGCAGACCUGAUGGGCCAAAUGGCCUAAUUCUGUUCCUAUGGCUGAUGGACUUAGGGUCUCUCCCUCUCUGUCUGUCUCUCUCUCUCUCUCUAUCUCUAUCUCUCUCUCUGUCUCUCUCUCUCUCUCUCUCUCUCUCUCUAUCUCUAUCUCUCUCUCUGUCUCUCUCUCUCUCUCUCUCUCACUCUAUCUCUAUCUCUCUCUCUGUCUCUCUCUCUCUAUCUUACUCUCUCGCUCUCUCCCUGUAUGUCUCCCUUUUUCUCUCUCCUCUCCCUCUCUGUCUCUCUCUGUUCCUCUCCCUCUCUCUGUCUCUCCCUCUCUGUCUGUCUGUCUCUCUCUCUGGGAGCUGGUCGUUGGUGUUCAGCUCUUCUCUAUCAGUAGUGAGCCGGACAGAAACUCCGUCCCCUCUUUCACCUUGUGAUCCCAGCCACUAAUCUCCUUCGAUGCAAAUUUGUGAAUCUGUUAAACAGAGAGAGAGAGAGAUGUUGAGGUGUGUUUUAAGCAAGAGGUGGUUAAUGAGAAACUUAAGGUGUGUGUGUGUGUGAGCGAAUGUGUGCGCGUGUGUGUGUGUGUGUCUGUGUGUGUGUGUGUGUGUGUGUGUGUGUGUGCGCGUGUGUGUCUGUGCGUGUGUGUAUACGUGUGCGCCAAUCUACGUGUGGCGGAGGGAGUGUUGCGUGGAGCCCAGAGGCGUCCUUCGACGUGGAAGUGUUGAAGGCAGCAUGAUCCGAGCUGAAGCCUGCCAACAUGUAUGUCAGCUAUCUUCUGGAUAAGGAGGGGAACAUGUACUCUAACUCUGUGCGGCACCCUGCUCUCAACCUGAACCCCCAGAACUUUGCGCCUCCUCCUCCCCCUCCACCCACGUCGCAGUACCCCGACUUCCCUGGUUACCACGUCUCCAGCAUCGGGCCCGACCCUCACCACACCCAGCCGGCCGGGGCCUGGGGACCCCCCUACAUGCCGCCCCGGGAGGAAUGGCACAGCUACGGCGGGGCGGCUCCCAUGCCCGUGAGCUCCUCGGGGUCGCAGCUCCCCUUCGGACCCUCCGAAUUUGCCGCCAUUCAGCCGCAAGGCACAGCCGGGCUCCUUCCGCCCGUCAACACGGCCGUCCCCCAGCUCUCGCCUGGCUCCCCCAAGCGGAAUCCCUACGACUGGAUGAGACGGAGCCUACAGCAGAACCCUCAAGAUGCUGGAAAUCUAGAACAACACAUUCAAAGUGCUGGAGGAACUCAGCAUCCAUGGAGAGGAAUAAACAGCAAAACCAGGACCAAGGACAAGUACCGGGUCGUGUACACUGACUACCAAAGGCUGGAGCUGGAGAAAGAAUUUCAUUACAGCCGCUACAUCACAAUCCGCAGGAAGUCUGAGCUGGCUCUCUCGCUGGGGCUAUCUGAACGCCAGGUGAAAAUAUGGUUCCAGAACAGACGGGCGAAGGAGAGGAAGAUUAACAAGAAGAAGAUGCAGCAGCAGUCUCAGCAAGCCAGUUCCACCACCGCCAGCCCCAGGGCGCUGCCAGCUGUUGGACUGGUCAGCAGUAGCAGCAACCUCGUCCCCCAGCCCCUGCACCUCAACAUCAAAGAGGAGUACCUGUCCUAACCCAACUGCAGCCACCCUGUCCACCAGCGACCCCUGCCUCCAUCCCCCUCCCCCACCAUGGCCAACGCGAAGAGAGAGCUCAUCAAUGGCGAAAUCAGUGUCUCAAGACUGUCACUUCCACCCCCUCAUUGAGAGGGAAGAGGUGGCGAUGGGAUGGGGCGGAGGGAGGGCUGUUUACAUGGUUGAACGGGGUGCGUGGGGAACGGUCACCAGGUUGCACAGGAUUCGGGCUUGACCCCUGACCCCUGACUCCAAACAUCAGGUCGUCAGUGAGACUUAAGUACCUGAGGACCUGAUAUCAAAUGGAAAAGGUUGGACACAGAUGAUGAUGGUUUAGGGACUGUGCCUUAAGGCUGCUUACAGCUUAUCUUUCCCAUCUGAUUGAAACGUGUUUGGAUUUACUGAUAGAUAGGAUGUACUAUACUUCAUGUGGUUUGAAGACCUUUGUGUCUUUUUAAGACAGAGUGAAGAGAUGAGAUGAGCUUUAUUUGUCACAUACAAGAGAAAAUCUGCAGAUGCUGGAAAUCCAGAGCAAUACACACAAACUGCUGAGGAACUCAACAAGCAAGACAGUAUCAAUGGAAAAGAGUAAACAGUUGAUGUUUUGGGCCGAGACCCUUCAUCAAGACUGGAGAAAAAAGAUGAGAUGUCAGAGUAAGAAGGUGGGGGGGAGGGGAGGAAGAAAUAGAAGAUAGUAGGUGAUGGGGUAAAGUAAGGAGCUGGGGAAUUGAUUGCUGAAAGAGAUAAAGGGCUGGAGAAGGUGGAAUCUCAUUCUGGAACUGGAAUGGGCCUUAAAUCUGGUCCAUUGUAAACUGUACAUGACUGAGAGUCAGAGGGCACAGCCUCAGAAUAGAAGAACGUCCAUUUAGAACAGAGAUGAGGAGGAAUUUCUUCAGCAGAGGGUGGUGAAUCUGUGAAAUUCAUUGCCACAGAGAGCUGUGGUGGCCAAAACAUUGAUAUAUUUAAGGCAAAGGUUGGUAGGUUCUUGAUUAGUCAGGACAUUAAAGGUUCUGUGAAGAAGGCAGCAGAAUUGGGUUGAGAAGGAUCAUCAAUCAGCCAUGAUGAAACGGCAGAAUAGACUCAAUGUGCUGAAAGGCCUAAUUCUGCUCCAAUGUCUUGUGGUCUUCAGGGGAAUAAAAUGCCCUCUUAAGUACCAUGUGGACAGUUCACUGAAAUCAUCUCUCAUUCUGCAGGGUGCAUGGGAAAGGUCUCGGCCUGAAAUGGUCAUAGGAGCAGAUUAAUUUAUUUAUCACGUGUACGUGGAAACACGCAGUGAGAUGUGUAAUUUGUGUUAACGACCAGCACAACCGAACGAUGUGCUAGGGGCAGCCUGCAAGUGUCACCACACAUUCCGGUGCCAACACAACAUGUCUGCAGUGCUUGACAGACCACAGAACACAACAGAACAACAAGAGCAAAACAAGCCACGUUCCUCCCUCCCUCCCUCAUGGGAUGAGAUUGAGACAAGUAGAACAACAACAUUUAAAAUACAGGUUCAGAUUCACAUUCAUUUAUUUAUCACUCGUGCACAGAAACAGCAGUGAAAUGUGCCGCUUGUGUUAACAACCAACAUACCCAAGGAUGUGCCAGUGUCGCCACACAUUCCGGCACCAACAUGUCCCGCCCACAAUGCUCGGCAAAACAACGCAGAACACAACAAAAGAAACAGCAAAGCAACCCCCUUUCCUUCCUCACACCCACCUACCCUCUCACAGUCCCAUUUCCCACUGAUCCUCUCACAGUCCCAUUUCCCACUGAUCUUCUCACAGUCCCAUUUCCCUCCUACCCUCUCAGAGUCCCAUUUCCCACUGAUCCUCUCACAGUCCCAUUUCCCACUGAUCCUCUCACAAUCCCAUUUCCCAUUGAUCUUCUCACAGUCCCAUUUCCCACUGAUCCUCUCAUGGUCCCAUUUCCCUCCUAUCCUCUCAGAGUCCCAUUUCCCACUGAUCCUCUCACAGUCCCAUUUCCCACUGAUCCUCUCACAGUCUCAUUUCCCAUUGAUCUUCUCACAGUCCCAUUUCCCACUGAUCCUCUCACAGUCCCAUUUCCCAUUGAUCUUCUCACAGUCCCAU